ACAAUAAAUAGAACCUAUCACUUUAAAUCUGCAAUCUCUGGGACAGCAGAGAUCAUAAACUGUUAGUUAGUGAAGCGAGGGAAAUAUCGCUAUUACCUCUGGGAUAUUUCAGAGCAGUUUACUCGUUGAUAUUUAUUACAAAUAAUUCUGUCUACAUAGAUAGGUCUUUCAUAAGCACUUAAUAUUGUUUACCAAAGAAAUGGUGAUGGAGAAGCCAAGUCCCCUGCUUGUAGGGCGGGAGUUUGUGAGGCAGUAUUACACACUCUUAAACAAGGCACCAGAUUUCCUGCACAGGUUUUAUGGGAGGAAUUCUUCCUAUGUUCAUGGAGGACUGGACCCAAGUGGGAAGCUGGCGGAAGCGGUGUACGGGCAAGCGGAAAUCCACAAGAAGGUCAUGUCCCUGCAGUUCAGUGAGUGCCACACAAAGAUCCGGCAUGUGGAUGCCCAUGCCACACUGAGCGAUGGAGUGGUGGUUCAGGUCCUGGGAGAACUGUCGAACAACGGUCAGCCCAUGAGGAAGUUUAUGCAAACGUUCGUGCUUGCUCCAGAAGGUUCAGUGGCAAACAAGUUCUACGUCCACAAUGACAUCUUCCGUUACGAGGAUGAGGUUUUUGGAGACUCUGAAGCUGAGCUUGAUGAAGAAUCUGAGGAGGAAGUUGAAGAGGAGCCAGAGGAGAGGCAUCUAUCCCCUGAGCCACUCCAAGAAAGCCCCAACAGCACCACUUAUUAUGAACCUCACCCUGUCGCUAAUGGAGUAGAGGAGCCGAUGGAGGAGCCGGCUCCAGAGCCUGAGCCCGAGCCUGAACCAGAGCCCAAAGCAGAGGAGACAAAGCCUGACGUAGAUGAGAAGGUUCUGGAAGAGAUGGAGGAGAAGGCACCAUCACCGGCCCCUGUGGAGUCCCCACCAAACACCCAGGAGCCUCCCAAGACGUUCUCGUGGGCCUCGGUGACUAGUAAAAACCUGCCUCCUAGCGGCACCGUCCCCUCCUCUGGAAUACCACCCCAUGUUGUUAAAGCUACAAGCUCACAGCCCAGAGUUGACGGCAAGACGGAGACACAGACGGCACCUCUUCGGUCCAGAGACCAGCGCACACGCGACAGACCGGUCUUUACUGCGCGGGGGCCCAGGCCUGAUGGUGUUGCGUCUUCGGAGUCACAAACAGGGAAACCACACUUGAGUUUUGUUAACAAAGGUGUCCGGGGAGAUGCUGAACCUGGAGACAUGGACAGCAGGCGGAUUGUCCGAUACCCAGACAGCCACCAGCUUUUUGUUGGCAACCUCCCACAUGACAUUGAUGAGAGCGAGCUCAAAGACUUCUUCAUGACAUAUGGAAAUGUUGUGGAGCUGCGGAUCAACACCAAGGGCGUUGGUGGGAAGCUGCCCAACUUUGGAUUCGUGGUCUUUGACGACUCUGAUCCUGUGCAGAGAAUCCUGGGGGCCAAGGUAGAAGGGCCCAUCAUGUUUCGAGGAGAGGUGCGUCUGAAUGUGGAGGAGAAGAAGACAAGGGCGGUCCGUGAGCGAGAGACCCGCGGUGGAGGAGACGAGCGCCGGGACAUGAGGCGCAACGACCGAGGCCCCGGAGGGUCGAGAGGCAUCGUGGGAAGCGGAAUGAUGCGAGAACGUGACGGCAGGGGACCACCACCUCGAGGCGGCAUGGCCCCCAAACCUGGCAUGGGCUCCGGAAGAGGCUCUGGAGGCCAAGGAGAGGGUCGCUUCACGACCCAGCGCCGCUGAGAAGAGCACCACCUGCAGUGUGGAAGUAGUACCGUGUUCUUCAUCUUCAACCGUUCUCGUUAACGAAAAGAAAUCUUCAUGUAUGAACGUAUAUAUUGGUUUAUGUUUUAUUUUUUUAUUUUUUUGUUCCCUCUUUUGCUUUGGAAUGUGACACAGCCUGUCAACCUUUUGUUUGUGAAAUAGACAAAAUAAGCAAACAAAAAAAAAUGCGCUUAUUAGUUGUGAGCUGAGCGUCCUUUUCGGGUUUCUCAAGAAUUCACAAACUUUAAUUUGUAAAUUUGUGGAAAAAAGGCGAACCAACCAGGAGUAAUCUGCCACAUUAGGAGGGACUGAUAAGACUUUUAACUACGAUAGUACAGCCCAUCAUUUGGAAAAGAGAUUAUAUGCCUUGACUUAACUGGGGCGCUGCUUCACGAAAUCCCUCUAUUGCACAUUUUAUAUGGUAGUUUUCUGCCCGUUACUGUCGGAAAAGAGUGAGAUGCAAAAUUUGUGCAGUUCCAGGGGAAAAGCUUGCCUUUUACUUUUUUCCUUUUUGAGAGACCACUGCUUAAAAAUUGCAUAAUGCACUCAUCAAUAUGCACUAAUGGGUACUUUUCUCGUAUUACAUUGACGUCCACGCUCGGAACGCAGCUGGAGAGACUGGUUUUGUCUCGAAGCGAUACGACUUUCCGGGGCAGGCCUUCGCUCACAGCCUGUCUGCUGUGACCAAUGUACUUUUCACACUUUUGACCCAAAACGAGCUUCAAUUACUGCUGGAUGGACAAGAUGACGAGCAAAUCUACAUUAUAUUUUUCCUCAUUUAUAAAUCAAAUAAAAAGAAAAAGCUAAAAUCCUGGACUUUCACCAAAUGCGUGGCGGGACAAAGGAUCCACAAAGUUGAACAAUAGAAGAGUGGUGGUAAUGAUGGCGGCUCGCUCAGUUUUUUUUUUUUUUUUUUUUUUCUUUUGAUUCCAAGUUUGUUUUUCUUCGUUUGUUUUCCUUGUCAGCUAGACCGCGAAACUGGGAUGGACGACACCGUCCCUCCCUCUUCCCUCCCUUCCUCUCUUAAGUGCGGAGUAACAGAAUAAAUGUACAGCAGAAAUCAUAGUUUACUGUAUGUUUUGUUUUCUGUGUUUUCAUUUCUCUGAGUGGUGCCUUCUACUUCACCUUUUCCAGUCUUACUAGAGUAAAGCGGCUCGAGGCUCUCUGCCUCCUAUUAUUGAGCUGCUCAUUUUGAACUAUUGUUUUUGGGAUCGGAUGGAAAAAGAUAUUGCCGUAUUCACAAGUUUUAGGUUUGUUUUUUUCAGGUGCAUAUUUCAUUUUUCCAUACUGUUUUACUACCUAAGAUGAUCUGCUGUGAGUUUUGUACAUUUGUUUUGUAUCGUGUCUGUUCUGGGUUUUGUAGAGACAAUAGGCGCCUCCAGUUCUGUUGUUAAAUGGUUAAGAGGUGUAUCUGAAGAACAACCCCCCCCCCCCCCCCCGAAACAAAAGGUACAUUAAAGAUUAUGCGGGAAAAUGCUUGCUUCUUGGUUUAACAAGUCAUGGCUCUACACAACAAAGCUUUGGAAAGGACAAAUGUCUGUGUGACUCAGAUUCUGUUGAUACUUUUAGUUUGACCAUAGUUUUUGGGACUCAUGGUAGCACUUGGGUUCAUCUCUGGACUCACAAGUUGUCAGACUGUUCUUUUUCUCAGCAACAAUUUUGUAAAGAUCUGUGUUGGUGGGCUGGCUGUAGUGCCGGUCUACCGACAAGCAAAUAAUUGUGCUCUUUUCUAGCCGUUUAUGCAUUUGUAUUUUCAUAUGCUGAUUAUUCAUUGUGCUUAUUUGUGGUCUUAUAGUUUUUCCAGUCAAGGCAACUCUGAUUUGAAAGCCACACCGGUCGUCUCUCUCUUGUCCUCGAAUGAGUUUUCUUUUACCAUUCGGUAGAGAGGGAAGGCCUUCUGGUUUCAGCUGAAAAGUGAAAACAUAUUGUUUUGUUAUCUUGCACUGAAAGGGGAAGUGAAAUCGAUGUAGCAGUUUUCUGGACAAAUCUACUAAUGAGGUCUUCCUUGGCUGGUGGUGUUGCACUAUUUACAACAUUUCUGGGACAAUCUGUAAUUUUGAACACUCUAAAUUCCUCAUCUGGCAGUGGAAAAACAACCAUGAAGUGCUCAUCUUGUUAUCCGCAUGACAUAUUUGCUUUCCUGCAGUUAAAACCAGAUUUGAUGUACAGACAUGGCAUAUUUAAUGUAGUUUUCCACAGUAAUGCUCGGCUCUUGUCCUUUUUGUAGUUGAGAUUAAAUAUUUUCAGAUGUGAGAUUAGUUUUCAAUAGAGACCUUUUUAUUUGUUACCAUCAGUCUUUGAACUAAUAUUACAGGAAAGCUGCCGCUCUUUGACCGUCUGUUUUUAUGAUUGGUACCUCUACACGAAUGUUUAUUUGUCAGGUAAUCGCUUAGCUAAAGCACUUGACAGCAAUCAUACUUUUUACAGCGAUGGUCAAGGAAGAGGUUUUACGAAGAAGAGCCAUCAUGCUUUCCGACCAAUUUGGUUUUUUUUGACAUCGUAAUGGUGGCAAAAUGUUUGAGGAUAUAAACUUCCAGUUUGAUAGUUCUCUUUUUUCACCGAGGUUUUUAACCCUCCCACCUAUUUUCCAAACCAAACCUUUAAAGAAUCUUCAAAAGAAAAAACAAUUUUCCCGUGGCUGAAAAUAAAUUUGAGUGGAUCCUCAUUGUGAAUCAUUCCGGUCCCUUUUGAAUGGAACUAGAAGUACCUUCUUGGCUUUAGCAGGUGUGGUAAACAGUUGGCUGCCAUCUUCAUUUCACGGUGUUUACCCUUUACUUGUUGCUGGUACAAAAGUGUUGCAGGUGGAGAAUCUUUUUUUUAGUUUUGUGUUUUUUUUUUUUUUUUUCUUCUCUAUUUUGAAUGUGUUGGACUUAACAUACAAUAAACUACUGAUAUCAGCACCACUCAUA
Anarrhichthys ocellatus (wolf-eel) is the source of this 4665-nucleotide messenger RNA. RefSeq names its product G3BP stress granule assembly factor 2a (gene g3bp2a). The record is from RefSeq and is a predicted model, not a curated record. Gene Ontology annotation, molecular function: mRNA binding. Bases 200 to 1735 code for a protein of 511 amino acids. Lineage: Eukaryota; Metazoa; Chordata; Actinopteri; Perciformes; Anarhichadidae. Gene Ontology annotation, cellular component: cytosol; ribonucleoprotein complex. The transcript is spliced from 13 exons.